UGAUUUCCAUCAAACAAAUCGUAUUAAUCUCCAUCUCCAUCUAUAUCUCUCUCUUCCACUUCCACUUCCACUUUCUCUUCCUCUUUUCUUUCUUUCUCACGUAUAUCUUUUUACUAAACUCAUGCUAACAUUACUACCUGAUAUCCUGACCACUCCUCAGUUCCUUAGACGAGUCGCCUCGACUCCAAAUGCCAAGGCCACAGUAUUAGAAGAUUCUCUCCGCAAGACCAAUAGUGCCUCAAAGGGGAGCGCUGGCAGUGCAAAUGGUUACUUGGGCGCCUAUAAUCCAUCCUCCCCUGCCGCCAGAUCCAAUACUACCUUGGGUUCCACCAUGACAAUGGCAUCAUCCCUCACAGCAGCGACCACAGCAUCUUCACCAUCCUCCAAACUUCAUCUCGGCCUUCCUCAUGAAAAGAGCCCCAAUGGCUCCACUCUGGAUCUAAGGCGUCUAGGAACUGUUCGAAGAACGUAUUCUUCCAACUCUAUCAAGAAAAAAUCAGUUGAGGUUUCACCAAAUAGUUUUGUAAAGAUCCGAUUGUUGGGUAAGGGCGAUGUCGGAAAAGUGUAUUUGGUACAGCAAAAGGAUACAGAUCGGCUUUAUGCUAUGAAAGUGCUAUCCAAGAAAGAGAUGAUCAAGCGCAAUAAGAUCAAACGAGCAUUUGCAGAACAGGAGAUCUUGGCCACGUCCAAUCAUCCAUUCAUCGUCACACUAUACCACUCUUUCCAAUCAGAAGAAUAUCUUUAUUUUUGCAUGGAGUAUUGCAUGGGUGGUGAAUUCUUCCGAGCAUUACAAAUGAGACCUGGAAAACAUUUGGUAGAAGAGGAUGCAAAAUUUUAUGCCGCAGAAGUGAUUGCAGCACUCGAGUACUUGCAUUUGAUGGGCUUCAUUUACCGAGACUUGAAACCAGAAAACAUCUUGUUACACCAUACAGGACAUAUCAUGUUGACAGACUUUGAUCUAUCAAAACAAUCAAUGCCAGCAGGAGAACCAACAGUCGUCAAAUCCUCAUCACCCUCUACACCUCCCGCCAUCGAUACUAAAUCCUGUAUUGCCAAUUUACGGACGAACAGCUUUGUAGGCACAGAAGAAUAUAUCGCACCAGAAGUCAUCAAUGGAACAGGACACACUUCAGCCGUGGACUGGUGGACACUUGGGAUCUUGAUUUAUGAAAUGCUCUAUGGUGUCACUCCCUUCAAGGGCAAAGAUCGAUCUGCAACCUUCAAAUCCAUCCUUAAUACAGAAGUUCAAUUUCCAGAACAUCCGGGUGUCCAACAAAUCUCUCCCCUCUGCAAAUCCUUGAUCCGGAAAUUGUUGAUUAAAGAUGAGCAGCUGAGGCUAGGAUCGAAUGCAGGAGCCAGUGAUGUGAAGCAGCAUCCGUUCUUCAAGACCACCAACUGGGCCCUUCUGAGACAUUUGACCCCUCCGAUUAUACCCCAACAGAGCAAUGGAGCCGAUGCUAUCAACUUUCGACAGAUGAAUGAAAGCAUCAGCUUGGACAUCGAGGGCGAGGAGUUGGUUCUGCAGGAACCAGGAACGAAAAAUCUCUUUGCGAACUUUAGUUCAGUCACUCUUCAUCAUGAUGGAGAUGAAUACAUGUAAUAAUAAGAAACCCUUCCAUUAAUAAUAAGAGAAAAAAAAAAAAAAACAAAG
Lobosporangium transversale is the source of this 1651-nucleotide messenger RNA. RefSeq names its product kinase-like domain-containing protein. The record is from RefSeq and is a predicted model, not a curated record. NCBI's taxonomy places the organism in Eukaryota, Fungi, Mortierellomycota, Mortierellomycetes, Mortierellales, Mortierellaceae. Gene Ontology annotation, cellular component: cytoplasm; plasma membrane; nucleus. Gene Ontology annotation, biological process: protein phosphorylation. Gene Ontology annotation, molecular function: ATP binding; protein serine/threonine kinase activity. The coding region runs from base 122 to 1600 and encodes 492 amino acids. The transcript is spliced from 6 exons.